AUGCACAAAUCUACCUCUCUUUCCCGCAAAAGCUCCAAAUUCAUUUUUAUUUCGUUUAGAAAGGACAAAGUUGUGUCUGAAGAUUAUAAAAUCUAUCUAUCUAUCUUUCUAUCUAUCUAUCUAUCUAUCUAUCUAUCUUCAUCUCUCAAUGAAGUUGAUAAAAAUGUUCAUAAAGACCAAAUAGGAAACGUUCAUCAAUCUAUUUGUUCUUUAUCUUACCAUCCUGUCGGAUUCGGAUCCAUAUUUGAUCUAUAUUUGAUCCGAACUCUAUCUAUCUAUCUAUCUAUCUAUCUAUCUAUCUAUCUAUCUGCACUUUGCGACCCAAAAGCCUUUUGCUAUCUAUCUAUCUAUCUAUCUAUCUAUCUAAAUCAAUUUUUUUCAUCUAUAUCAUCUUCUAAAUCUGGCUUUUCACAUCUAUUUAUCUAUCUAUCUACCCAAAUCACCUAUUUUUUUUUAUCUAUCUAUCUAUUUCUAUCUAUCUAUCUAUCUAAAUCUGGCUUUUCAUAUCUAUUUAUCUAUCUAUCUAUCUAUCAAUUUUUCUAA
Acanthosepion pharaonis is the source of this 543-nucleotide messenger RNA. Lineage: Eukaryota; Metazoa; Mollusca; Cephalopoda; Sepiida; Sepiidae. The record is from the annotation of a GenBank genome assembly.